Molecule: messenger RNA, 495 nt
Organism: Schistosoma intercalatum
Lineage: Eukaryota; Metazoa; Platyhelminthes; Trematoda; Strigeidida; Schistosomatidae
Source: the annotation of a GenBank genome assembly
AUGUCAGCUCAAGACCAGCCAGCUUUCGUUGUUCUUGACACCAAUCAAGGCACUAUAACUAUUGAACUUUAUUGGAAGCAUGCCCCAAAGACAUGUCUUAAUUUUGCUGAGUUAGCAAGGCGUGGGUACUACAAUAAUGUUGCUUUUCAUCGUGUUAUUCGAGAUUUCAUGAUACAAGGUGGCGACCCAACAGGUACUGGUCGAGGUGGAGCAUCAAUAUAUGGCUCUUACUUCGCGGAUGAAAUUCACCCUGACCUAAAACACACAGGUGCUGGAGUUGUUUCAAUGGCGAACGCCGGUCCAAAUACAAAUGGCAGUCAGUUUUUUAUAACUUUGGCUCCUACACAGUGGUUAGAUGGUAAACAUACUAUUUUUGGACGUGUUGCUUCCGGUAUGAAAGUUGUUCAGCGCCUCGGUAUGGUCGAUGUUGAUCAAGCAGAAAGACCCCGUGAAGUUAUCAAGAUAAUCCGUGCGAACACAACGAAUACUGUAUAA